AUAGAUUAUUUCUAAACUUUAAGUAAAGCCAGUCAAGUCAACCAAAAGGAAUAUUAAUUUCGUUUCUACGUAUAUUGUUACAAAGAUUAAUAUCUGCCUUAAAUGGAGCUAUUUGUGAACAUAUCAUCGCCAGUUUUUGAAUGGAGCUGACAUAAUAAGCUCUUGAGAACUUAUUUUCAUCGUUUUGGGCGGCAAGAUUUUUUUAUCUGUUAACCAAUGUUGGAAGAAACAGAAACAAUAAAACUUGCACCAUUUAUCCACGAAUCAUUAAAAGUAAACUAUCAUAUAGAUAUAACUAUCGAUGACACUUCAGCGUGUCCUACCUGUACUAGCUCCACCCGCAACAAACUUAUCUGCAGGUUUUGUUUGUGUUUACGUUUUAAACAGACCGAAGAUGGACUUACUUUCACACUUCCGGAUUUAGCUUCAGAAUUUGUGUCAACAAGUUACUACUUUCAAAAGUCGGAUCUUUUUUAAAGGUGGAUUAAAAAUGAAUUCAGAUGACGAUAAACCGUACGAGGCGUUGCAGAAUGGUGCACGCCAAAGGAAGCCAGAUGGCACACCGGAAACCGCCUCUGAAUAUGGAUCUGUUGUCAUCCAAGAGGUCAAGCUGAAAAAAGAGGUCGGUUUGAUUGGAGGGAUUUCUUUAAUUGUGGGAACUAUUAUUGGUUCUGGUAUUUUCAUAUCACCUAAAGGUGUACUUAGUAUGACAGGCUCAGUUGGGCUCUCUCUGAUUGUUUGGGCCGGAAGUGGAGUUUUGGCGUUACUUGGUUCCCUGUGUUAUUCUGAACUUGGUACACUUAUCAGGAAAUCAGGGGGAGAAUACGCCUAUCUUAUGGAAGCGUUUGGACCAAUUCCAGCUUUCCUGUACGCCUGGAAUUCUGUUAUAGUUAUACGACCAUCUUCAAUAGCCAUUAUCUGCCUGACCUUCGCUGAAUACGUCACGACAUUCUUCCCUAACUGCGGAACGCCCCAGAUUCCGAUGAAAAUUGUAGCUGCUGCUGCUAUUGUUACAUUGAUGAUCGUGAACAGCUUGAGCGUUAAGGUGGCAGCCAAGGUUCAGAUCUUGUUUACCGCCGCUAAACUUAUCGCACUCGGGAUCAUCAUUGUCGGCGGCAUAGUUAGACUUGCGCAAGGUCAUACAACUCAGUUUGACAACAGUUUCGAUGGCACAACAAAGUCCCCUUCUAUCAUAGCGUUAGCUUUCUACCAAGCACUGUGGGCCUACGACGGCUGGAAUAAUCUCAACUAUGUUACAGAAGAACUUGACAAACCAGAGAAAAACCUACCACGAGCGAAUAUCAUCGGCGUUGCCUUGGUAACAGUGGUGUAUAUCUUUACAAACAUCUCUUACUUGACUGCAAUGUCGGCUGCUGAACUUCUUGACUCAAAUGCCGUAGCCGUGACAUGGGGUGACCAAGUCCUGCAGAGUGCGGCUGUUAUACUGCCUAUUGCUGUUCUAUUUUCUACAUAUGGAUCGGCCAAUGGAACGGUUUUCAGUGGAGGGAGAGUUGUAUACGUUGCUGGUCGAGAAGGACAUCUUCCAGAACUAUUGUCGUUUGUACAUGUUCGUUUAUUGACACCAAUGCCAUCUAUUAUAUUUACGUGUUGUAUCGCCCUUAUUAUGAUUGGUAUAAGCAACAUUGGAACACUGGUCGAUUUCUUCAGUUUUACGGCGUGGUUAUUUUACGGCAGCACCGUAGCAUCACUGUUAGUCAUGAGAUACACAAAACGCAACGAGAAAAGGGUUAUUAAGCUACCAAUAGUUAUCCCGAUUUUAUUUCUGCUGUGUGCUAUAUACCUUGUGAUAGCCCCUAUUGUAGAGGACCCACAGAUACAGUUUCUUUAUGCUGCAAUAUUUGUUGUCGGGGGACUACUUUUCUAUUUUCCUCUGGUCCAUUUCAAGCUCGUGUCUGUCGACAAGUUGACAAUGUAUAUUCAGAUGUUGAUGGAGAUUGCACCUUCACAGUACAUGCCAGACGAUUAGAACAACUCUCACAGAUACUUUAAUAUAUACUGCUAAAUAUAUCGUCAGUUCAAACUAGUGGCAAUGUCGAUCCUCCAUAGUAAAGCCGUUCAACGGAGCCACUAUCGACUUUUAUGUAUGCAUGUACUUUUUACGUGGAAAAUGUAUUUGAAAAAAAAAGAACAUUCCACAGCACGAUGUAUGUCAUUCUGUCUCUUUUUAGCCUUUACAUUUUACAGUCGAUACUUAAUUUGUGCUUUAUGCACAAGUUACAAUAAAUAAGGAAAUUCAAAUUCAGUCGUUCUCAAUCACUUCAGUUCGUUCACAUGCACCUAUUUUGUUAGUACAUAUUCCAGACUUUUCCAAGAUCAGCACGGAUGCAAUCUCAGCUUACAGAUGUAACAAUAUGGUGCACAAUUGUUGAUAAACUUUUGUAAAUAGUGUCUGCGUUUUUAGUAUGAUCGAGUCAUAUAUAGUUGUAUGAGUGAUAUUCUAUAGUACACUGACUCACAUUUUUUCCAGUCAUGAUAACUCGUAUAGUUUGUAUGAAAUUACCUGUUUAUAGCUUAUCUAAAAUAUUUGAUUGUUUAUACACGUAUAUAAAAAUCUUUAAUUUUGAGUUACGUGGAAAAAAAACGAUUCGCUUUAAAUGAUCAAAAUAACGCAUCUCAAACUGUUUUAUAACGUUUUUUCUUUUCUUCAUAAAUUGCUUCUUUCGGACCAAAAAAAGAAAAUGUUCCUUAUAGACGACUUUUCCCUAUAACCAAGUUUGCUCUUUCCGUAGAUUUCUGUAUGAAAACAGACGACGAAAAUGGGAGAAACAGACUUUUCGUUAUAUCCUAUAUAUCUGAGGUUAAUUGUAUGUAUAGUCAUUUCUAUUGGUGUAAACACUGGCACAUGAUAAAUGAUAAAAAGUUAUAUUGACACAAUGGCGGAGACAGAUGUACAUUUUUUACCUUUAGCUGUGACGUGAUAACAUGAUGAGGUCAUAAAUAUAACGUCGGGGAGAACAACAUUUUGGAUAAAGUUGUCUCAUAAGUUUGAGAAUCUUACUUUAAUGCCUUGUGUAUGUUAUUUGCCCCCAAAGAACUCUUCCAGAUAUUUUGACGUUAAUAAUUUUUAUGAGUGUUUAAUGGCGGAUAUUUAUAAGUACCAAGAUGAAGGUUUAAUGUACAUUUUUGGUGGUUUUAACAGCAGAUGUGGUAGUCUUGAGGAUUUUAUUCCAGGAGUUGAUAGUUUACCUGAUCGGCAAGUGUCAGAUUUUAAAACCAACCAUUAUGUGGAACUUUUUAUUGAAUUUUAAAGUGUAAAUAUGUGUAUUUUGAAUGGUAGAAAUUCUACCCAGAACGAUUUCACUUCAACAUCAACAAAAGGAUUUCAGUUGUUGAUUAUUGUCUUGUUUGUUAUUCAGACUUAGGUAAAUUUUUGAAUUUUCACUGUACACAGAGUUACUGAUUUGGUAAGCCGAUAUGGUAUUUGUUCCAUUGUUUUUUGACAUCAACUAAUGUACCAGAUCAUCCGUUGCUGACUUUGGACAUUGCAAUACGUACAAUAGUUAAACAACAGAGUAAUUGUAGUGAUAAAUUAGAAGAUAAAUACGAAAAGUUUGAUUUC
This is a messenger RNA of Mercenaria mercenaria, 3580 nucleotides long. Its product is annotated as b(0,+)-type amino acid transporter 1-like. Gene Ontology annotation, cellular component: membrane. Gene Ontology annotation, molecular function: L-amino acid transmembrane transporter activity. The coding region runs from base 491 to 1987 and encodes 498 amino acids. The transcript is spliced from 13 exons. The record is from RefSeq and is a predicted model, not a curated record. Lineage: Eukaryota; Metazoa; Mollusca; Bivalvia; Venerida; Veneridae. Gene Ontology annotation, biological process: amino acid transmembrane transport.